UCUCCUCCCAGUCACAUAUCUCCUCCCAGUCGUCUUGGACUACAGCUCGGAGCCCGGAUGCGCCGCCAUGCCGACUCCAGCAGCGGACGGACUCAUGUAUUCAUCAACCUGCCUCUCACUGUGCGCCUAACCAGGAGUUCCACCGACGAAGAAGAAGACGAAGAAGAAAAAGAAGAAAACGAAGAAGAAGAAGAAGUCGACGCGAACGUUCGGAGGACCGAGGCCCGCCCGCCCGUCUAGCACACGACCCCCCCCCCCACACACACACACACGCACACGCACACGCCGUGCCCGUUCGCCGCCGUUGUGUUGAUGUAGACACUCUGUGCGGCUAGCUAGAGGCUAACGUUAGCUCCAGGGGAGUGCGCGGUAGUGACAGUCCGGACGGAGGCGGGGAGAGCUGGGGAGAUCCAGAAAAUCCAUUCCAUGUCUGCAUCAGCCCUGAAAACCAAAAGAGAUGUCUGUUGAUGAGGAUACUGUAAAAACUGGCAGCCCACGUGCCAGCGCGACGUCAUCCCUGCAGCUCUCAGAAUGCACCGGAGGUUACAGCAACGUAUCCGUGAUGGUGGAGGGUACGGCGGCCACCCCUGAUUUUGCAGCCGCUUGUCCCGUCUCGGGCACCGAGGCCUCGCCGAAACACGCGAGGGCGAAUGACGUACUUAGCCACUCAGACGACGCCGGACAGGGAGCCAGAGGGAACGAGAAUAACAUCAAUCGCAGGAACAGCUUUCAUCAUUCCAAACAACCACAACACUCGAAACUGACAAAGCGCCGCAACACAGCGAACUCUAGUUUCAAGCACCCAACGUCUGGCAAGAGGAGACGAAGGGCCAACUCUGAGAGUGACUCCGUUCUGCCGACCAACUUCCUCCUCGGUGGGAACAUUUUUGACCCGCUGAAUCUCAACAGCCUGCUGGAUGAGGAGGUCAACAAGGCUCUUAAUGCAGAGACGCCCAAAUCCUCUCCGCUGCCGGCGAAGAGUCGAGACCCCGUAGAGAUCCUCAUCCCCAGAGACAUCACAGAUCCACUGAACCUUAACAGCGGGUUAGCAGACGGUAGCUGCAUGGUGUCCCCCUUCAAAAGUGGUGGAAGGAAGAGACACCGCAACAGACACCAUGGGGGAGGAGGAGGGAGUGGUGGUGGUGGUGGUGGUGGUAGUGGGAGUGGGAUUUCAACUGCACAGAUAAACCUCUCAGAAUCAGGAAAAAGUGAGGUUAAAACUAGCACCGCCGCACCACUUCCAAGUGUGUCAGCCUCAAGUUCUGCACUAGACGUCUCCAAAGAGUCCAGCAGUUUCUCCAGUGUCACAGAGGAUUCCCACGAGCACUCGGCCGAUAACUCUGUCAGCUGCAAGGAGGAGAUGACAUCUGUAUCUAUAGAGGAUUCCACUUCCUCCUUAUCAGGGGCGACAAACCAGCACACAAGUAGACGCAAGCGUAGGCGCAACUCUGGUAAGAUGGAGACCCCUGUGACCCAUUCUACGCCCAUCGGCAAGUCAGGAUGUGGAGACAGGAGUUUUGGUACAGGGUCAUCGAGAAAUCCUCAGACCUUCCACACGCCAAGAAGUGGUCACAAAACGGUGCCAGGGGGUCGCCAGCAGCCCGGCAACCAGGCGAGGGAGCAACAGAAGAAGAAGUUUCAGUAUGGGAACUACAACAAGUAUUACGGCUACCGCAACCCACGCGCCAGUGAAGACGCACGGGUACGUGUGCUUCGUCCAGAAUGGUUCCAGGGUAAAGAUGUUCUGGAUUUGGGGUGCAACUCGGGCCACCUGACACUUUAUAUCGCCAAAAUGCUGAGACCUGCCCGCAUAUUGGGCCUGGAUAUCGACAGUGGUCUGGUACACGCAGCCCGUAAGAACAUCAGACACUAUCUGUCUGAGCUGCAGACCCAAGAGGCCAGGCAUGCAUUGCAGGAGAAAAAGAGCACCAAGCAGGGGGAGAGGAACGGAGGUGAGAGUCAGACAGGCACAGACAAGAAGCACAAUGAAGCCCAGAGCACGGAAGAAAACGGGAAACCGGUGAAAGGAGAAGGUGGCCUUGCCGAGGCUGGAAAUGAAAAUGUCUCCUGCCACACUGAGGUAGGGACCCAGAUGCAGGUCGGCAAAACGGAGGAAAUGGAGCAGGAAGACUGUGAUUCGCCCCCCGCUGAUCACUCCGUGAGCUGCUCUUUCCCCGUGUCCCUACAGAUCUCCAGGGGUCCCAUAGCUGCACCUCCACUAACGGAAACAUCCACCACACAGCCCGGAGAGUUCCCCUCAAACGUGUCCUUCAUCAAGGCUAAUUAUGUCCUGGAGAACGACAAUCUUCUUGUGACUCAGCGGCCAGAGUACGACGUGAUCAUGUGCCUGAGCGUCACCAAAUGGGUUCACCUGAAUUGGGGCGACUGUGGCCUCAAGCGGCUCUUCAAGAGAGUCUACCUACAUCUCCGUCCUGGAGGCAUGUUCAUCCUGGAGCCACAGCCCUGGGAGUCCUAUGUGAGGAGGAAGAAGCUGACGGAUAACAUUAGCAAGAAUUUUCACAGCAUCCGCCUCAAACCUGACCAGUUUCCAUCGUACCUUACAACAGAGGUGGGCUUCGUCAGUUCUGAGUACCUUGGGGCCCCCAAGUGUUCAAUGAGAGGUUUUCAGAGGCCAAUCUACUUGUUUCACAAAUGACCGCUCCUGCCUUGAAGAUCAUUGAAUGUGAGUAGCCUAAAGCCACCAACACACAUGCAGCCGGCUGCCCCGGACCGCAAGGAAUCAUCUGAGUCCUUCAGUUAUUGACGAUGAAAUUCAGAAAAGGAGAAUGGGACCAAAAGUGGGAAUUAAUUACGUAAAGAGGGAGGAUCUGUCGAGAAAAAGGCACCUAUCAGAAUCCUCUGUGACUCGAAAAUUCUUAAACUGUAUGGAGUGAACUGGGAUGGGACUCCACAAUGUGUAACCUGGAGCGGAACAUUAUAGCUCGGCCUGACUGGAAGAGGUGCUCAUCUGAUCAUUUCCUUGGACUAGCCUACUGCUAAUGAUGCUCCAGUUUGAUGCACGGCCAUAACAUGUGUUUGCAAAUCUUCGUUUUAUAUAUCUUUACUUUCAUAACUUUGUUCUGUGCCACCACAUCACCAUACGUUAUACAUGUUAGGGUUGGGCGAUAGGGCAGACAUUUUCCAAUUGUCCACCAUCACCACUUUAUCUGGUGAUUGAUGGCGUAAUCACUAUUAGCUCCAUAUGACAUAUGACACUUGCAAAACUGCAGUAUACAACUAGAUUACAAAGCCAUUAAACAGACUGACAGGAUGUCUCUUGGUAAACCACACUGGAGCACAGGAUAUGUGUUUUAUGCUAUAAAUGAGGUUAAAAUAGGUUAAAUAUCUGCAUCAUGUUUGAAGCCUUAAAUCCUGUUGCAGCACACGUAUAAAUGCACAUAUUUUGGUGACUUUAAAACAGUCAAACUAAUCCCAUUGGUCAUAGAUUCAGUCUGUCUGUGUAGCUGAUAUAUUUGUCCCAUCUUCCAACCCUAAUAUACAGUUUGUUUUGUCAUUAUUUUGCAAAAUAGGCCUUAGAGCUGAAUUGACUUAACACAUUUUUUUUUUUUUUAAAAGGACAAUAUGAAAAGCUCCUAAAUUGCACAAACCCAAGACACUAUGAAGUGAAAAGUGGCUCAUCUAAGUGAUGAAGACUGUGAUGCACAAUGAGAAAAGGUUCACUCAAAACAGCCAAAACAACAAACACCCAGUGGAAUAGUGAAUGCUUACCCAAAUUUGCAGCAAAGGUUUGCCUCUCUUGUUUAGUAACAGUCGGUCCCUUUAAAAGUGUCAUGAUGAAUGAGUCAUCAAAUAUUAAAUUGAGAGUUUUGGCUGUUUUUGAAAGCAACAAAUCACUUCAUGGGUUCUUUAAGCCUUUUCGAUGCUCCACACUAAUGACAGGGGGCACAUUUGAGCUGCUUAGCUUGAGAUAUUUCAGCACAGAGACCAAAAGGACUCAUUUGCAAGGAAAAUCUGUAGCAUGCAGUCCUUAUUUUCUUUUUCUUUUAUGACAGUAAAGCCAUAUCCCUACAUUUAUAUGUCAUUUACAAUGUCAACAAUAACAGAGAGCAUAAUUACGUUUUAAAUGAAAGGCAUUAAAGAGUUGCUACAUCACUAGAGCAUCACUGUUGGACAGGCAUUCAUUCAAACAGCAUUAGAAUCACAUUCUAGCUCCAGAGUCAGACUGAAACCUCUGUGAGGCUGAAUUAAAAAUUUACAUUUGUAAAAAAAAAAAAUGCUUUGUUACUAAAAGUAAUGAAAUGCAUUAAUAAUAGUUUUUACCAAAUUCAAAUAUGAAUAUGCUGUUUGUAUUGAAGCGCUGCCAAAAUACUUUAUGGGUGUCUGCUCUUUAAUUUGACAAAAUAUGCCAUCUUAGUCUUCUAACGAGGACAGUUAUGAGUUUGGGUCUUUGUGGUUGUGUCUUCACUGGUGUGCACUGAGCACCGCUCAUCUCCCAACUGUUCAUUCUAAGUGGCUGGGACUGAAAACCUUCCUUUUUAUUGUGACUGGUUCAAUUACAGCAUUUGGCAAACUAGUGUAGGAGAUGAUGGGAAAUAUGGAGGAUGUGUUUCUAUUUUAGUAAGUGAUCAAUGUAAAUAAGGUUGCAAAGAUUUGUUUUACUGUUGUUGAUAUUGAGUUCAUAACUGCUUUUGUUAUUUUUCAGUGUUUUAUUUUUUAUUUUAUUUUUUUUAUGUUUGCUGCCAAUUUGUGAGUGAGUCAGAGUUUUUGUCCUAAAACGGACUGCUAAUCCAGCUCAACAACAAAUGAAAAUGUACAUUGCAAAGUUCUGAAUUGUUUGCUUUGUUCUGUCCUGGCAGGCACAUGGAUUGUUAGAUUGGCUCUUUAUUUUUUUAUAAACUGUUUGAAAGGAGUGUUGUUGUCAAUGCACUCUUAUUUCAAUUCAUUUGACAUGUUGGAGACAUUUUACAAUUUCUUCAAAAUGGAAAAGAUUUGAUUACUUUUUCCAUCAAACUUUUUCUUCCACAAAUGUGGAACCCUGAUUUAACUUCUAAAAUGGAUCGUCAGGUUACAUUUUGGAUUUAAUUGGUUUAAACCUCAGUUGGCACAUCAGACACACGGCACCAAAUCACAUCUUCCUCUAAACCAAGACAAUCAGAUUCUCAGGCUUGGAUCAGCCCGAUGCUGUAAUUGUGAGGGCAGUUUGCAUAAUUGACAAAAGUUUUUCUUACUUGAGGAUUUAAUUUGGGAAACAAAUUGUUAAUAUCAAGUUUGUGCUUUGCCACCGAUCUUCAGAUUGCACCUUUCUGUCUCAGCAGCAGUAUCUUCAGAUUUUAAGCCAACAUGUAUAAAGAGGGCUGUGUACACUUCUGUACUCCCCUUGAGGAUUUGCACAAAGUUGUGUGAUUUAAUUUUUUAUUAAAUUAAAUAACACAAAAAAGGUUGUAAAAAAAACAAACAAAAUACAACCCCUUGUUUCAACAUGGUUAAAUGCAGGUGAGAAAUAUUACUGUUUCAAAUUUGUAGUUAUUCUCGUGUACAACAGAAUUUUGUGCAAUAUUUGCUCUUUUGUAUUUCUGCCCUUAAAGCCAGCAAAAGGCCAUGCCCUAUUAGUAGAAUUCAUUUAAUACUGCAGGAUUAAAAUUAAGGAAACUUGAAAGUAGGUUUUGAAUGCGAAAACUUUGGCUCCCGAUUUUCAUGUUGCAAAUAAAACCAAAUGUAAAUAUGAUAUAAAUGAUGUGUUGAUUAUAGAUGAUAAAUUGCAGUGAAAGCACAGUCUAUUGGAUUUUUCUUGUUUCAUUAUGUAUUAACAUGUUUUGUAUUUGCAACUUGAAGACUGGUGACCCAUUCCAAGAAAUGGAUUGAAUGAAUAACAUCAUUUGGAUAUUUGGCUUUUUGCUUCGAGAAAUAACUUUUCUGUGUUUUAUUAAACGGCCGUAAGCUGAUCAUUUAGUAAUUCUGCUAAAUGCCACCGACCAUUGGAUGCCAGAGACGAUGAACUUCACCUUCAACACGUUUGCUCACAUUUUCAUACUAUACACUAAAAUCCCAGAGAUUUCUUUUUAACAGCAGAGAAAUGUUCCGUUAAAGCUCAUCUUUAAAACCUGAAGAUACAACCAGAUAAUAAGAAUUGAG
This is a messenger RNA of Anoplopoma fimbria (sablefish), 6093 nucleotides long. It is a transcript of the gene mepcea, whose product is annotated as methylphosphate capping enzyme a. Gene Ontology annotation, molecular function: snRNA binding; O-methyltransferase activity; RNA methyltransferase activity. Lineage: Eukaryota; Metazoa; Chordata; Actinopteri; Perciformes; Anoplopomatidae. The transcript has 5 exons. Bases 458 to 2656 code for a protein of 732 amino acids. Gene Ontology annotation, biological process: snRNA modification. The record is from RefSeq and is a predicted model, not a curated record.